AUGACUAGUUUUCAAGAGAAAUACAAUCUUCCCAUAGAUGGUACAUUGAAUUCAGAUACUCUGAGUUUGCUUCAAAGACCGAGAUGUGCAAUCGCUGAAAACGCUUUCACGAUUCAAGGUAAAUGGAACAAAACAUAUAUCAAAUGGUAUUUUCCGCAAGCAUCUCCCAAAAUGAGGCUUAAUGCUGAAAAAGCCUUCAGUUUAUGGGGGAAUAUUUCUAAUUUCAAAUUCAAGUAUGUUCGUUUGACGAAAAUCGAUAAACCUGAUAUAACUAUAUCGCUGGUGCAAAGAAGACAUUCAUUACGCCGAGACUGCAUGUCUAAUGGAAUAUGUCAAUUUGAAUUUGAUGGCCCCGGGAAAAUUUUAGGUCAUGCUUACCCACCUUCGGAUGAUUUAUGCACAGAAAUUCAUUUAGACAAGGACGAAUCGUGGGAUCUUGAUGGAAACGGAGUUACGAAUUUUCUCAUGAAAUUGGGCAUGUAUUUGGAUUGGGGCAUAGCAACCAAAAAACUUCCAUAA
This is a messenger RNA of Leptinotarsa decemlineata (Colorado potato beetle), 519 nucleotides long. Its product is annotated as stromelysin-1-like. The record is from RefSeq and is a predicted model, not a curated record. NCBI's taxonomy places the organism in Eukaryota, Metazoa, Arthropoda, Insecta, Coleoptera, Chrysomelidae.